UAUAUAGAACGAGAGAAACCCACCUCAAACACCAAACCAAAUACCUUCCUCUUCUUUCUCUGAAAACUCCAACUUAGAGAGUAGAGAGACAAUGAAGUGUUCUUUUACAAAACCAGUGCUGUUCGCUUGUGCAAUCCUUCUCAUUCUCAUUGUUGCUCAAGAGAACAGAGUCGCUGCGGUAGAGCCAUGUGAUCCUAUGCAGCUGAGUCCAUGCUUGGACACCAUAAGGAAAGGGUCAAAUCCAUCGGAUCAGUGUUGCAAGAAGGUGAAGGAGCAACAGCACUGUGUUUGCCAGUACCUGAAGAACCCUAACUUCAAAUCAUUCCUUAACUCACCAAACGCCAAAAAGAUCGCCAAUGAUUGUCAUUGCCCAUAUCCCAAGUGCUAGUCCCAACUAUUUUAUGUUGUCAUUUUCGAUAUAUGUUCUGUUUCUUUGCUUUCAAGACCCAAGAAAGGUGUUCCCUUUUGGUCAUCAUUCCUUUCUUUUAAUUGAACUCCUCCUCUAUGAUUAAUUGAUCAUAACCGGUGCCGACCUGGUUUAAACUGAACCAGUUAAUAUUCCCAAAACCGGCCAAUGGUUUAUUGGCUUUAUUAUUCUGUUUAGGCCUCUCGUCGUCUUGUCCCGCCGAUCACGAAAUCGAGAAUCGUUUCUCUCAACUCAUCUCAUCUCAUCUCAAGAUCUUAGAUCUCGACGCCGUUCGUUGUCCUCGUCGCUUAAUCGAGUAUGAAUCAGGAAGCAGCUGAAACAGCGAGGGAGUCGUUGGAGCUGGUGUUUAGGAUGUCGAACAUAUUGGAGACGGGGCUGGAUCGACAUACUUUGUCAGUUCUCAUUGCUCUUUGCGAUAUUGGUCUUAACCCUGAGGCUCUCGCUACUCUCGUCAAGGAGCUUCGUAGGGAUACUACUACUCCUACAACUACUUCUACGCUAGAUUAAAAUAAGAUUAGAUCAUCAAAUGUCAUUUUAGAUAUUCUACCUUUAUUUCUCCAAUUUUUAAGCUUCGAUUUCAUUUUGCCAUGGCUUGUGUAAAUUAGGAUUGGUUAGAUGAAUGUUUCUUCUUGUGCUCAAGAGACAAUGACAUAAUAAUCAUCUUCUUUCAUUUAA
This is a messenger RNA of Camelina sativa (false flax), 1102 nucleotides long. The record is from RefSeq and is a predicted model, not a curated record. NCBI's taxonomy places the organism in Eukaryota, Viridiplantae, Streptophyta, Magnoliopsida, Brassicales, Brassicaceae.